Candoia aspera is the source of this 1091-nucleotide messenger RNA. RefSeq names its product tetraspanin 1 (gene TSPAN1). Lineage: Eukaryota; Metazoa; Chordata; Lepidosauria; Squamata; Candoiidae. Gene Ontology annotation, cellular component: plasma membrane. The transcript has 8 exons. The record is from RefSeq and is a predicted model, not a curated record. Bases 143 to 859 code for a protein of 238 amino acids.
UUGGCUUGAAAAGGUGAUACUUCUUAUAGGCUGAAACAACUGCUUCACAUUACUUAAGGGUUGACUGCUUUGUCAAGUGUAAAGAUAGUGAGAAUUGUUCAGGUUGAUUUUGGAGUUAGUUGGUGCCCUUAAAGCUAUCAAAAUGAGCUGCUUUACAUUCCUGAAGGUCAUGAUGAUUUUGUUUAACCUGGGCAUAUUUCUUGGAGGAUCAACACUACUGGGCAUUGGGAUCUGGGUCAGUGUUGACAGUAAAUCCUUCCUCCAGAUAUUUGGUCCUGUAUCCACCAGUGUCUUCCAAUUUGUGAAUGUUGGCUACCUCCUCAUUGCCCUUGGAGCUGUUCUGUUCCUGCUGGGUUUCCUAGGAUGCUGUGGAGCUCAGAAAGAGAGCAAGUGCCUUCUGAUCAUGUUCUUUACCAUUAUCCUGAUCAUCUUCAUAAUUGAAGUUACUGCUGCAGUAGUAGCUUUGGUGUACACAUCACUUGCAGAGACUAUAUUGCAAGGAACAGUGACACAAUUAUUAAGAGAUGAGUAUGGGAAAUCUAAACCAGUUACUGAAGUAUGGAAUACUACAAUGACCGAAUUGCAGUGCUGUGGUCUAUCAAAUUACACAGACUUUAGUAAUUCCUACUAUUACCUCAAGGAAAAUAAUACGUAUCCAGCACAAUGCUGCAACUCUUCCAUUCCUUGCAAGGCAUCUGAAGCUGAAACCACGGCAGUGAAGGGCUGCUUCUCUCAGUUACUGCAUGAAAUUCGUAAGAAUGCUGGUGUAGUGGGUGGAGUAGCGGCUGGAAUCUGUGUGCUAGAGAUUGCAGCAAUGACAGUGGCCAUGUACCUUUAUUGCCAGCUGGAUGAGAAGUGACCGGGAUAGGAGAAGGAAAGGAUUACCUUGCCACAAAGCAAGCAUAUAAUGUACAUAGCAACACUUUCUUAACCUGUGUCUACAGCAAUCAAACAUUUCUUGGGCCUGAAGCAUGAAUGUAUAAUUAACCAAUUGACUCUACCAAGAUGGAAUCUGGAGCAUGUACAUAAAUGAAAUUGUGAAAAGUGAUAUGAUAAGAAAACUCUUGUAACAUAAAGGGCUCUUGAGCUGA